AUGGCGCUCUAUCACCGCCAGCUGCCAAUGAAGCUGUUGCUCGUGGCCCUUGGAGCAGUGCUGCUGUCUAGCGGGGCUCCCGUGCUUGCAGCUCCCCUCCCUCCAAUAGGAGGAAACGGAGAUCCCCACAUGACUGGCCUCCAGGGGGAGAAGUUUGACUGGCAUGGUUAUCCUGGCGAGUCUUUCUGCAUGAUCAGCGACUCCAACAUCCAGAUCAACACGCACCUGAUUGGCCAAGACGGCGUGACCUACUUCGAUGCUUUUGCACUGCUGUACAAGAUUGGGGAUUCUGUGCACGAAGUCAGCUUCCAGCUGAAUCAGGACGUCCCCUCCGAUGACGACGCCAAUUUCGGCAUCGAGUUGGAUGGACGGCCCCUCGCGCCUGAUGCUUUCACCGGUCGUUCCGCCUGCGACAACUUCGGCCCCCUCCGGGUGUUCGCGUCUCCCGAUGCGGGGAUCGAGCUCUCCAUGGCGGAAGAGAACGGUUUCGCCGUCGUUCUCGUCGUGGAAGGCCUGGCCAACAUGACGAUCACCACCGACAACCACGACCUGCCCACGGGCAAGCACCUCGACUGGGCCAUCAACUGGAUCCACGCAACCUCGGAGGUGCACGGCGUUCUGGGCCAGACAUUCCAGCCUUCCCGGGCCGACGUCAUCGCUGCCGCUAUGAAGGUGAACGGCCCCCAAAUGCAGGCCGCUGAAGUCGUCGAAGGAUCCGACGACGAGUACCGCACGUCAUCUCUGCUGGCGCCCGACUGCGCGCGCAGCCGCUUCGGAACCAACCCCGACAGCCCCACAGAGAGGGUGGGACACGUCGCCACCCUGCGCCGUCUUCUGAGCUUCGUGGAAGGGACCAACGUUUUCCCAAUCACGAUCAAGAACGCGGGCUGCGCCUCUGGGGCGUCCGCUGCCUGCAACUUCGCAUGA
Molecule: messenger RNA, 927 nt
Organism: Klebsormidium nitens
Lineage: Eukaryota; Viridiplantae; Streptophyta; Klebsormidiophyceae; Klebsormidiales; Klebsormidiaceae
Source: the annotation of a GenBank genome assembly